CGUGGAGAAUGGGUUGAGGUCAACACAACCAUAGACUAAUAUACUAGCAUUACCAAGUAUACAUGAGCAGAAUAGUAGAGGGGACGCACUGACAGCAGCCCCCCAAGUCGUGAAAAAUGGGUUGAGGUCAACACAGCUUUAGACUGAUACAGUAUAUUACCAAGUAUACAUGAGCAGAAUAGCAGAGGGGACUACCCAAAACCAAAAUGGUAGCGCCGCUCUGGAAAUUGUGAUGAGGACUGUGUGGAGGGCCUGGGGAGAAAAAUAAAAGAGAGGAGUUAAAGAACAAUUUCAUGUGACAGAGGCAAAAGGAAACAGAGGAAGGCAGACGAGUACUGGGAGUCAUCUAUUUCUGAGGUGAAAGUAAGAAGAUGAUUUCAAUGGAGCGCUUUGCAAAGGGGCCUAGUAACAGUAAUACAACCAAUGGGGCAAGCAGCAACAAGAUUGACAAGAUUGAAGUAAUAACCGAUUCUGGGGAGGAGUCAAGUGGAAGUGAUGGAAUUCUAAACAAACCGAUUCUGGGGAGGAGUCAAGUGGAAGUGAAAAACGAACCGAUUCUGGGGAGGAGUCAAGUGGAAGUGAUGGAAUUCUAAAACGACGUUGUAUAGACAAAGUUCAUCUGAUACUGCGAAGCGAUAAACGGAACGAAGGGUGCUACGAUCCUGAGGUGGUUUCACUGGGUCCAUACCACCAUGGCAAGGUAAAACUCCAGAAGGCCGAGAACCUCAAGCCUCUGGUAGCAGAAAUGUUAGUUUCACGUUGCACUAGCCAUAAUAUGGAUGAAUUCCGUCAGAGAGUUUUGGAGAAGGUCGAUGAUGCUAGAAGCUGCUACGUCGAUGGUUCAACAGAUAAAUAUUCGAAAGAGAAAUUCGCUGAAAUGAUGUUCCUUGACGCCUGUCUCGUUCUUGCCUUUAUUGAGGCUCCAGUUUAUAAGGAUCGGAGUAUCUUAAAUAAACUUGUACCAUGCUUAGGCAUGCAGGCACUACAUGCUUCAGGCACUGAUAUAUUUAACUUACUCGAGAAUCAAAUCCCUUUUCUUGUUCUAGAGACAGUGAUGAGCUUAAAAUACCAGGGCAACGUAUGGAUGGAUGUGCUGGAUAUGUUUUGUGAUGAGCUCAUGAGUUUCGGGGUCGAGGAUUACACCGAUAAUGCCAAAGCUAGUGAGAUAUAUAAGAAGAAACCCCUUCAUCUCCUCGAAUACUUCUGGUUGCGAGAGCAUGCGUUCUACCAACCUUAUAAUACCCUCAAAUUGCGGGGUACUGCUGGAACUUCAGCCAAGCAAAGUAUCAACAAAUUCAUUUACUCUUUUCGUUCUGUCAGUGAGCUCAAGAGCAAGGGGAUCCAUGUUAGGCCUAGUGGUGUUCACUCUAGGAAGGCCGUCGAGUUCACAUCUUUCUUCUUCUUUGGAUUGCUCAAACUUCCCCCUCUGUUUUUUACUCCAGAGUGGAUCAUAAAGUGUUCAAACUUUGUAGCAUACGAGUUAGGUCUAAACGAUUGUGACAACCUGCCCACGAUGGCUUACGUGAAUUUCAUGAAAUCGCUCAUUAAUCGCCCGGAUGAUGUGAAAGAGUUGCGUUCAAAGUCUAUCCUAUUCACCACCUUCAGCAGUGAUGAGCAAGUGGUUGAGCAUUUCAAUGGCAUCAUCACUUCCGUGGCAGAGGACCUUAAGUUAUACGACGAGGUGGAAGAGCAAAUCCAGAUGUAUUAUCAUAGCAAGUUGAAGGCAUGGAUUGCCGAAUUGCUGCACAAUUAUUUUACCAGUCCGUGGACAUUCAUCGCUUUUCUUGCCGGGACUUCUCUUCUCGUCUUCACUUUCCUUCAGACCUACUUCACAAUGUACCCUCGACGAGACAGGUUUUGAUUCAAGCAAGGUGCAACGUUCAAGAAAUUAAGGGUUUAUUUUCGUUUGGAAUAUCAGUUAUCUCCAUAAGGAUGCUAUAAAUUGUGUUUAAUAUUCGCAGGCUAAAAAAAUGUUACUGUAAUAUGCAACUUUUAUGUUAUGUUAGAUAUAUUAUGUCGGUAUGAUUUGUGUA
Messenger RNA from Rhododendron vialii, 2033 nucleotides. RefSeq lists its product as uncharacterized. Lineage: Eukaryota; Viridiplantae; Streptophyta; Magnoliopsida; Ericales; Ericaceae. The transcript is spliced from 3 exons. The coding region runs from base 746 to 1861 and encodes 371 amino acids. The record is from RefSeq and is a predicted model, not a curated record.